AUGGUUAGCGUGCCUGGCUUCCAUUGUCUAGGUGGGGUGGGUGGAAGGCCGAAGCCUGAAUUUCCGACACGAGGUCGCAACAAAGGAGGAUGGAUGGUCUAUAUUCAUCCAACAGAAAUUUCUUUGAAAGAUACAAAAGUUGCUCAUUGUGGUGGGUCGAUUAUAAGUCGCAGACAUAUAUUGACAGCCGCUCAUUGCGUAACAUUUUACAUAGGCACGGUGACUAAAUUUAACAACUUGACUCUUCACACUGGGAGGCGUGACCUCUUUGAAGACGAGUCCCACAAAGAGCAAUUACGAACAAUAAUCGGAUCCAACAUAAUCGUACAUCCAGAAUACGAUAGCCAAACCCUCAACAAUGACAUUGCAAUCCUAGUAUUAGAUGAUCCCCUAUCGUUUAAUAAAUGGACAAUGGCAAUUGCACUUUCCACUCGGGAUAUAAGUCACAUAGAUGGCAAGCUUUGUCGGGCCACCGGAUGGGGAAAAACCGAAUACGCUGCAUUUUCCAGCGUCUUAAUUGAGAUACGAAUUAAGAAACAAAGGUGUAAACUUCCAGAUGAUCUUGAUAAACGAGUCAAUACGACGACAAUGUUUUGUGCGCACAAGCCAGGGAGGGAUGCAUGUAGCGGUGAUUCCGGUGGCCCAUACGUGUGUAGGUUUAAGAAGAAAUGGUUCCAGUAUGGUAUAGUCAGUUGGGGUCCCGAACCUAGUGUAUAUGGUGAUCAAGCAUGUGGAACCUAUUCUGGGGUGUACGUCAAUGUGGCGCACUAUACUGAUUGGAUCAAUGGUUUCAUACAAUGAUACUUUUAAGAACCUCGGCCACCCACUACAAUGCAAAUUGUAUCAAGGGCCUUUCAAUUAAUUUGUAUUUUCCUUGUGAAAAUAAAAAGUUGCAUUUACGAAUACAAGUUUAUCUCAGA
Molecule: messenger RNA, 920 nt
Organism: Owenia fusiformis
Lineage: Eukaryota; Metazoa; Annelida; Polychaeta; Sabellida; Oweniidae
Source: the annotation of a GenBank genome assembly